AUGACGGUGACGUUGGCGGCGGUGACGGUGGCGGUGACGGCGGUGACGGUGCCGGAUCGGCCAGGCUGGAACCUGCUAGGCGAAAGUUCGCCAAAUGAAGCAUGGAUGCGCACAAACUCGAUGUCAGGCGACAGACUUCAAGACGAUCUCUUUAUUGAUGAGGAAGUGAGAUGUCAGAUCAUGAGGGGCAUUUUGUUUCGCGGUACAGAUGCUCUUGCUAGCCCAACGUGGUACAGUACAGCGGUUGUCGGCGGCACGGUGGUGGGCCUGCUCUGUGCUGUGCUCCUCGUCAUGUUCAUCAUCUACCGCAUGCGCAAGAAGGACGAGGGAAGCUACGCGCUCGACGAGCCGAAACGAUCGCCGCACAUGAACCAGUACAACAAGAACCCGCCGAAGGAGUUCUACGCCUGA
This is a messenger RNA of Priapulus caudatus, 411 nucleotides long. Its product is annotated as syndecan-like. Gene Ontology annotation, biological process: cell migration. The coding region runs from base 1 to 411 and encodes 136 amino acids. The record is from RefSeq and is a predicted model, not a curated record. The transcript has 4 exons. Lineage: Eukaryota; Metazoa; Priapulida; Priapulimorpha; Priapulimorphida; Priapulidae. Gene Ontology annotation, cellular component: membrane; cell surface.